Aspergillus lentulus is the source of this 453-nucleotide messenger RNA. RefSeq lists its product as uncharacterized. The record is from RefSeq and is a predicted model, not a curated record. Lineage: Eukaryota; Fungi; Ascomycota; Eurotiomycetes; Eurotiales; Aspergillaceae.
AUGUCUCAACACAACGCCGAAAACAAAACAACAACAAGGGCAGGGACAGGGACACCCGCCUACCAAUCCCACCGCCCCGCUUCUUCCCUCCUCAUCGCCUCCAAACGACCCCUCACGAAACCCAGCCCGAUGCCCCGAACAAUGAAUCCUAACGUCCAUCCCGCCAGCGUCACCAUCAAACCUUUAUUGUCUUCGAUAGCUACACCUACACAAACUACAGACCGAUCAAAAGCGCUUACCGUCGAGAUGGAUCUGUCGCAGCCGCCGCAGCCGUUCCUUGAUCCCGACGUGUGGGAGCGGAUAAAGGCCGCGGGGAGGGAUGCAUCAAGGGAUCCAAGUAUUGAGCGGGAGGAAGGGGAGGAAGAGAGGAGGCGCCGGAGGGAGCGAGAGGCGGAGUUUGGGCAAAUGGCGGUGCGAGGGAGAUUGGGGGGAAUAGGGAGGCAGAGGAGAUGA